CAAAAUUAUAUUUGUCUAUCUCUAACACUUAUGUGACUAAUUAUUUUGUUACAUUAGUUUUAAUAAUUUAAUAGUUAAUUUAAUAAAGAAAACAAAUGUUUGAUUCUAUUUUUACUUAAAAUGUGCUAUAUAAUAUAUUUUAUUUAUGUUUUUACAUGAAAUAUUAUAUGUAAAUGUGUAAAUAGCUAGGUACCUUGACAACAAAAACUAAUUAUUUUAUUUGUAGACAUUGUAAAUAACCAAUAUUAUUUUUAUUUACGUACAUUACAUUAUCUUUUCAUUUUAAAUUUAAUUUAAAACAAAUAACAGGAAAAAAAUGUUCAAUAAUUUAGGAAAAAUAACAAAUAAAGGUAAAAAAACAAAUAGAAAAACUACAAAUAUGAAAAGUCGAAAUUCAAUGUUAAAAUCGGUAUCCAGUGAGCUAUUGUCUUACAUGAUAAGUAAAGAAAACUGCGGAAUUAGUUUGUAUACACAUAUUCAAACAUUAUUAGAUAUGUUUAUAUUUCAAAAUCCUAUACAGCCACUAACAUAUUUUGAAUACUACAGUGAAAAUAUUAAGAUGUUAUAUCAGAAAUCACAACCGAAUCCUGAUUUGAAUUUUUUUAAUAACAUUGACAUUGACAUCUAUAACAAAAUAAUAGAAAUAUAUAAAGAUACCAUAUUUAAUGUCAGAGAAUACAAAACAAGUAGUAUAUCCUAUGGGUAUGAAGCCGAAGCAGAAUAUGAUGAUACGCAAUAUGACGAAGAAGUAGAUGAGAUUAACGUACAAAACUUAUCAAAAAUUAAUUACAUGUUUAAUAAGGCAGGGUGUGGCAUAACAAAUGAUGAAGCUCACCUUAUUGGAAUUACUAUGGACCAAAUGUCACAACUCCAAAAAUUUAAAAGUAUUAGAUAUUGGGGUAAAAUAAUAGGCUUAAAACGUAACUAUUAUAUUUUAGAAUGUGAAUGGAAAAAUAAAGAAUUGGAAUAUAAACUGAGACUCUUAAAUUUUGUUUUUAAUACUAACAAAAAUAAAGUACCACAUGAUUAUGAUAAUGAAAACGAAAACGAAAAUCAAGAAGAAGUAGAAUUAGAAAAAUAUAUAUUAUCUGAAGAAGAAAAUGAAUUUUUUUCCAAAACUACAUUAUCUUCUCAAAUUCGCAAAGAUAUUAACGACGAAUCCGAUGAGUUUUUAUUCGAUUCUCUGAAAUCGGAAGUAUGUUCCUUUCAACCCGUAGAACGCGAUGAUGAUGAUGAUGAUUAUUUAUCCCAUGAAAUAUUUGGUUUCGGAGCUAAUAAAAAGUCAUAUUUUGUAACAAAUCAAUUAAACGAUUCAUGGAUCGAACUGCCUCUUCUCAAGCCUCAUCAUAUUAUUCAAUCGCGGAAUAUCAAACGAUACUUUACAGGAAAUUUGGAGUCGCCUGUUGAAUCUUAUCCAUUAUUCCAAGGUUUGGAAAAACAUUAUCUCAGAGCUCAAAUUGCAAGAAUAACAGCUGCAACUCAAAUAUCACCACGUGAUUAUUUUGUACUUAACUACAAUUCAAAUUUAUAUAAAUGGAGGAAAUUAAACACUUUCCAAUCGAAAGCUAUGUCGCACAAAUGGGUCCACGAGUAUGUAGCAAACGCAGAUUACACUCCUUUAUCGGUAUACGAUUUACUUGAACCGAGCAAUUGGGUACAUCACACUCCCUUGAUAUCGGAAAAAGGAGUGACCAAGGCGUGGAACAAUAUUAUAGAGUCCGAAGGAGACUUACAACAAAACUCGGAGAGGAUCGAACAUGAUUGCAAGGUUAAGAUAAACUUAGAAAUCGGAAGAGGAGACGGUGAUCAUUUAGAUAUAUUUGGAGACCUGUCAAACGACGCUUAUGUGGGUGAAAUGCCGCCAUGGAAAUUUGAAUUAACUAAUCAAUUUGACCACACGAUCACUUACACGACCAUCCGGUCCAAUCUUUGGCCCGGAGCGCAUGCAGUUGCACGUGAAAAUCUUUUGGAUUACACAUAUCACGGUUGGGGCCUCAAAUGGAACGCCUAUAGUUUUACGGUUCAGCCGUUGAGUGGAUAUCAGCGGUCCGAUUCCUAUAAAGACGAUCCAAGCAUAAUUACUGAGAUUAAAGACCCGACUCGCGAGGACGAACUGUUGUAUUUCGCAAUAGUUAACAAAAGGAAAGAAGAUCAAGCUCGUAUGAAAAUCGGCGUUCUGCAGCCGUUUAAUGCAGCAGACGAGGACGAAGAAAGAAUCCUCAAUCAACACGACUACGACGAUUGAUGCCGGUAACGUGUGUCGUUGCUAUAUUUGUAACACUUUUAUGUUAUAUUAUUUUAUUUUAUACAUUAUCCGCGUACAAUGUUACACAAUAUAUAGUAUCUACCUAGUAAAUAGUUAUCUACUUAUAAUAUCUACCAUGUAUAAUUAUGCUCUUGAGUCUUGGUUCUUCUAUAUAUUUGUUUUACUAAUUAUACUAAUUAUAGUCCUGUAUGCAACCUUCUAUCGUAUAGUAUUGGAAUUGCAUUUAUUUGAUUUAUCACAUAGAAUAAUUUAUAUGUUCAACAUGUGAUUAGUUAUAUCUACACAUACUGUACAAUAAAUCUGAAUAGUAUUGUAUAUAAUAGAAUUAAAAUUUAAAGUAAGUAUAAUUAUAUUAUAUUUUUAGUACUAUAAGAGCCGGUUUUUUUCAAAAAUAUAUGUGAUAUUUAAAUAA
Rhopalosiphum padi (bird cherry-oat aphid) is the source of this 2678-nucleotide messenger RNA. RefSeq names its product radial spoke head protein 4 homolog A-like. Gene Ontology annotation, cellular component: radial spoke; axoneme. Gene Ontology annotation, biological process: axoneme assembly; cilium movement involved in cell motility; cilium assembly. The coding region runs from base 317 to 2245 and encodes 642 amino acids. NCBI's taxonomy places the organism in Eukaryota, Metazoa, Arthropoda, Insecta, Hemiptera, Aphididae. The transcript is spliced from 10 exons. The record is from RefSeq and is a predicted model, not a curated record.